AAAAUGUUAAGAAGUGUCGGAAGCCUCAAAAGAAUCCUUAUAAGAAGCAGCGUUGAGGAUGGAAAUGACCAGAGGAACCAUUCCAGGCGUGAUAAGAGCAAGUAAUAGACUGUUCAAAUCCAAUGGCCACCGUAAUCGACGGCAAAGCAAUUUCACAAACUAUCCGAAAUCAAAUCGCCGACGAGGUGCGUCUGCUCUCUCAGAAAUACGGCAAGGUUCCGGGAUUAGCUGUGAUGGUAGUAGGGAGCACAAAAGAUUCACCACGCUAUUUAGAAAUGAAGAGAAAGGCAUGCGCUGAAUUAGGAAUCAAAUGCUUCGUUGUGGACCUAGCUGAGCAAGUCUCCGAAACUGAAGUAAUAAAGCAAGUUCACGACUUGAAUGCAAACCCUCAUGUACAUGGUAUAUUGAUUCAACUUCCAUUGCCUAAGCACAUAAAUGAAGAGAAUGUUCUGAGUGAAAUCAGCUUUGAGAAGGAUGUGGAUGGCUUUCAUUCUUUGAACAUGGGCAAACUUGCAAUGAAAGGCAGAGAACCCCUGCGCCUUCCCAGCAUCCCCAAGGCAUGUAUUGAACUAUUACAGCGAAGUGGUGUAAGUAUAAAGGGAAAGAGGGCAGUUGUGGUUGGUAGAGGCAACAUAGUUGGAUUACCAGCUUCAUUGGUGCUUUUGAAAGCAGAUGCUACAGUUACUAUUGUCCAUUCACACACAAGUCAACCAGAAAAUAUCAUACGUGAAGCAGAUAUUCUUAUUGCAGCAGCAGGACAGCCAAUGAUGAUAAAGGGCAAUUGGAUCAAACCUGGAGCCGCAGUCAUAGAUUUUGGCAAUAAUGCUGUCGAUGACCCAACAAAGAAGUCUGGUUACAGGCUUGUUGGAGACGUAGAUUUUGAGGAAGCAUCUAAAAUUGCUGGUUGGAUUACUCCUGUUCCUGGUGGUGUAGGUCCAAUGAUAGUCACAAUGUUGCUCAAGUACACUUUGGAGGGAGCCAAGCGCUACAUUGAGCAAAAUAAUUGAUCUUCCUUUAAUUUGAAUGGGAAAUUCUUCGUGGUUUCUAGUUUUCUGCUAAGGUAGGUAAAAAUGUAUUUUGUAAAAUCACAAGGAUCGGUUUUCAAAAUCGACAAAUAGAAUUGGUCCAAUCGAAACUAUAUGCCCUGUAUCUUGUUCUCUCCUGUCCUUCAUGUGUGUACUCAGCAUAUUUAGAUUGGAUUUACUGCC
Messenger RNA from Cajanus cajan (pigeon pea), 1208 nucleotides. Lineage: Eukaryota; Viridiplantae; Streptophyta; Magnoliopsida; Fabales; Fabaceae. The record is from RefSeq and is a predicted model, not a curated record.